AUGGCAGUGGGGAUCUCCUAUGUCAGCGUCUACGACCAUAAUGGUAUUUUCAAGAGGAAUAACUCAAGAUUAAUGGAUGAAAUUUUAAAACAGCAACAAGAACUCUUGGGACUAGAUUGCUCCAAAUACACAGUGGAAUUUGCAAAUCAAGACAAAGCUGAUCAAGUUUUAAAUUGCCAAUCUACAUUGAAGGUGCUGUCUCCUGAAGAUGGAAAAGCAGACAUAAUAAAAGCUGCUCGAAACUUUUGUCAGUUGGUGGCAGAGCAGCAAAGAACACAUGCAGACCUGGAUGUGAAUGUGUUAGACAACUUAUUAAGUAGUACAAAUGGAUUUCCUGAUCCGGAUUUAGUCUUGAAGUUUGGUCCUGUGGACAGCACAUUAGGAUUCCUUCCCUGGCACAUCAGACUUACAGAGAUCAUUUCUCUGCCUUCCCACCUGAACAUCAGCUAUGAAGACUUUUUCUCUGCUCUCCGUCACUAUGCAGCCUGUGAGCAACGCUGGGGAAAGUGACUUUUGGCUGAGCACACUAAGUCAGGCUUUCUGUGGAAAGGAAUUGAUGUCUGUGUUUACAAGCACCUGUGACCCAUAAGUCUGGUUCAUAGUCCUUUCUUAAUUUAUCAACAAUUUCAAUAAAGUGUCUUACCUUUCUAGAGAGUCUGUGUGAGUGUGUGAGAAUGUUUACGGGGAGGGAGAAGUUCAUGGGUUUGCUCCGUGCAAAAGACAGUUAUUGCAAGCCAAGCUGUUCAAGCUUAAUUACCCCACUUUUGUGUCUUGGUGACCAAAAGAGCAUGUUAGAACUCAGUCUUGUCAAAUCUCCAGGGCAGUGUAAAUGGGCUUUCCAUGCCCUGAAGGGACUUCUCAAAUGCGAGGAAGAACUCUUAUGCCUCUCAGUUCCUGUUAUUAAUUCCUCGCCAUCAGGCAUUUCAGAGCUAAUGGCCAAAUUCUCUGCAGAUAUGUUGACUACUGUAAUGUAUGAAUUUAAUGGGUCAGUAUCUUCUCUAGUAGCCAUGAGACUAGAGACUGCUACAUCUGUGUCAGAACUAAGCCAGCGAUGUAGAUAUCAAGUUCCAGAAAUAUUGAAGAGACCCAAUAAAAGGGAUUGGAAGCUUCUGUGGUAAGUGCAUUAACCAGUCUGUCUAGAAAUAGCCCUUUUCUGAGGCUUAAAGGUAUUUCUGUAGCCCUUGGUGAAACUUUUCCUAGCAUCAGUGAGGUCCCUUUUCUAUAGGGAAUAAGCAUAAACAGUGCUAUGUAUCGACUGUAUACUUCUGCGUAAAAUUCUAACCUAAUGUGAUAAGCUGUCUAAGUUUUUGGCAUUCUUUCUGGAAAAAAUCUGAAAGCGGACUAGGUCCGCCUCUAUAACAAAUGUGACUUGCUUAUUGUGCUUGUGUACCCAGCAGGGGAGUCUGCUUAAGCCUUUUGUUAGGAUUGUUCUGAACUGUGCAUUCAAAGGUUGAGUUGAAGUCUGCAAUACACAGGAAAGAAUAAGUGAAUUGCACUGCACUAUCUCAAAACUGACAUAGUGAAGUAGAUCUGUUGACUAAAUAGCCUUCAUGGUAGAAUGUUCUAGUCAUACUGUUGAUGUUGAAAGUAAUCUGAAAUUAGUAGUCUAGCAUUUGGGCAAAGCAAUAGCUUUAGAAGUGUGUUUCUGGAGACAAACACUAAUAUUUCAGCCUUCUGCCCUGGAGGCUGUAGAACUCCUGGAUGCUUUAUUCUAGAAGUGUUUAAUUUUUCUGAUUAGAAUGAGUCUGACUUCAUCUCCUUUAGGAUAAGAAACUGGCAUGGCACUAGGAAGAACGUGUUCUGCUUUUAAAAGGGAAUUUCCAAAUUGCAAAUGAAUGUCUGCUUCUUAGUGAAAUAGUAUAUUUUACCUGUCAUAACUUCAUGUCCUGUUAUAAAGCAAAUUGCAUAAACUUGUGAGCUGCAGUAUUCUUAUUGUCAUACUGAGAUCAGAUUGCAGAUAAGGAAGAGAACUAUGAUCUGGUUGAUCCGUGGAAGAUAAAAGACACUUAAUCAGGUUGAUCACUUUUAUUUGAUGUCAGAAACAUCAGCUAGCCUUCUGGAGGAGCUGGAAGGCUUAGUAUAUUUGCCUGCCUUCUGGAGGCUGGCUUCUGAUGUACCUCACUUAUUGUAUGUUUAAUGUUCACUUUAUGCUAAAUCAUAUGCAAUGUUUCCUGGCCCCCAACCAUAAAAAGUUUUCUUGCUGAAUGUUAAACUUAACUUUUUUUUGUGGAGAGUAGAUAGUCUCUUGGAGGGGAGCUUGAGUAUUGAAGUAUAUCUGUAUUGUGCAUUUAUCAAAGUGAAUUUUUACAUAAAUUACCAUGUAUAUCUGCGACUGUGCUGCCGAAGCAGUUCUGGUAGUAACUAGAAAUAAAGUGAGGAAGAAGUUAGUUUAGUCUUCAGAAGUAAUCUCUUACUUGCAUCAAUCUACCAAAGAACAUUUAGAUUACCUGAGCUGCCCUUGGUCCUCGGGCUUCUACAUAUCUCAGCUAAAAUGACUUGUUUUAUAUUGGAGACAGAUCUGAAGAUCUAAGAUUUGUCUGUAGAGGGAUGCUUAAUGAAACUAAAAUGAUUAGUUCAGCUGCAUUUGAUUCAACUUGGUCAAAUCUCUUCUGAUGGCUAAUUUAAUUGUGAAUAAGUGCCCCUCCUGGAAUUAAUGUGGUUGAACUAAUCUACAUUAUCACUUAGUUGGGAUUAUUUUUACUGUCCCUGCGUGGGCAAUCUUUAGUGAGCUGUGCCAAAUGCACUGUGCAUAUCCACAACUUGAUCUUUGAAUGUAUGUCAAUGCAGUUAACUCCUCUCCCCAGCUUGUUCUGUGUGAAGGUAUGUGGUAUAGCUGUGAUGCUCUGUAUGGCUGUAGUCUCUGGGUACUUGUACAUAAUGUGUAAAACAAGUUUUUAUGAUUAGGGAGUCAAUUUAUUGAACUUUAUUAUUGAAAAUCAUCUGUAAAAAAACUAAUAAAAGACUAUAAUCUUU
This is a messenger RNA of Struthio camelus australis, 2973 nucleotides long. It is a transcript of the gene NUS1, whose product is annotated as NUS1 dehydrodolichyl diphosphate synthase subunit. Gene Ontology annotation, molecular function: ditrans,polycis-polyprenyl diphosphate synthase [(2E,6E)-farnesyl diphosphate specific] activity. The record is from RefSeq and is a predicted model, not a curated record. Gene Ontology annotation, cellular component: dehydrodolichyl diphosphate synthase complex; endoplasmic reticulum membrane. Lineage: Eukaryota; Metazoa; Chordata; Aves; Struthioniformes; Struthionidae.